Molecule: messenger RNA, 1697 nt
Organism: Aphidius gifuensis
Lineage: Eukaryota; Metazoa; Arthropoda; Insecta; Hymenoptera; Braconidae
Product: dynamin-1-like
Exons: 12
Coding region: 135-1697 (520 amino acids)
Cellular component (GO): cytoplasm; membrane; microtubule
Molecular function (GO): GTP binding; microtubule binding; GTPase activity
Source: RefSeq, a predicted model, not a curated record
CCGAGAACGUGACAAUUGAUAAAAAGCACACAGUUCAUUUAUUGUAGCAAAACUGGCAACAUCUAUUUCGUUUGAGUCACUGUUGGGCGAAGCCUUGAAUAAUUGUUCAGUGCAUAUACAAAAAAAAAGCGAUAAUGGCAAAUAACGAGAGCAUGGGAAAGUUGAUUCCAUUUAUGAAUCAAAUACAAGAUAUAUUUACAAAACAUGCAGUUUCUGUUAAAUUUGAUUUACCACAAAUUGUGGUUAUUGGUAGUCAAAGUGCUGGAAAAAGUUCAGUGUUGGAAAGUUUUGUUGGAAGAGAUUUUCUUCCAAGAGGAAGUGGAAUUAUAACACGCAGGCCACUGAUUUUACAAUUAAUCACCAACACAAUUAGUGAUGAAGAAUAUGCUGAAUUUGAACACACCGAAAACAAAAAAUUUCAAAUUGAUGAAGUUUGUAAAGAAAUUGAGGACGAAACAGACAAAUCAACAGAUGGCGACAAAGGAAUAAAUCCCAAACCAAUAACUUUGAAGAUUUAUUCACCAACUGUUUUGAACUUGACAUUGGUUGAUUUGCCUGGAUUAACGAAAGUACCAGUUGAAGGACAACCAGAUGAUAUUGCUGUUCAAAUAAGAAAAAUGGUUCUUGAAUAUAUAACCAAAGAAAAUGCUCUUAUAUUAGCAGUAACACCUGGUAAUAUUGAUCUUGCAACUAGUGAUGCACUUGAACUUGCAAAGGAAGUCGAUCCUUCUGGUACAAGAACAAUUGGAGUCAUUACAAAGCUGGACAUGAUGAGUGAAGGUAGUGAUGCCAGAGCUGUUUUAGAAAACAAAUUGUAUCCAUUGAGUAGAGGAUACGUUGGUGUCAUCAAUCGUAAUCAGAGUGAUAUUGACAAAAAAAAAAGUAUUGCUGAUGCAAUUGAGUCGGAGAAAAAAUUUUUCAACACUCAUGCAGCAUAUAAAUUUUUCUCUGAUAAACUCGGGAUUCAUUGUCUACAACGAAUCCUCAAUGAACAAUUGACAAAUCACAUACGUGAUAAAUUACCAGGAUUACGAAACGAGUUGCUAGCUGAAUUGUCAAAUAUUAUAAAACAUUUAGGAGAAAAAGAUUAUCAACUUGACGACACCUCAUUAAAAAUAAAAUCUUUAUCUGAAAUGCAUAGAGCUGUUCUCAACGUGUUUAAUAACCAAAUUGGUUUUUAUGAGUCGGAUGAAGUGAGCACCAUACCAAAUGGUGGUUGCAAAAUCAAACAAUUGAUGCAUAAGAGUCUUCCACAUUCUAUUUCCCGUGUAAUACUGGCCGAUGAAGAAUUACGAAAAGAAAUUAUUGGAACAAUUCAAAAUGUUCGAGGUGCAAGAAAAGGUCUUUUUUUGCCAGAUAAGGCAUUUGAGAAUGUUGCAAAAGCACAAAUUCGUAAAUUACAAGAACCAUGUAUCAAAUAUGUCAGUCUUGUUAUUAAGGAACUCACCAAUAUCUUACUUUAUUGCAUUGAUCAUAUGUCUGCAUAUCCAAAAUUACGAGCAGAGACUAAGCGUAUUUUGAUGUCACGUGUUAAAGAUUGUGAAAAAAAAUGUAAAGAACACCUUGAUAUUUCAAUUCAAAUACACCUUAGUUAUUUGAACACUGCAAAUGAAGAACUUAUUAAUUUCAAGAAGGCCGAAGAAACUGCGGUUAAUCAAAUGAAAAUAAACCACAUCAAUAUCAGGCAGUAUCGAUAG